AUGGAUAAUAAAGACUAUAUACUUAAAAAGUGUAAAAAUUGUAAAAAGAGAAGGCGUCAUAAGGAUAGCAAUGCUCAAAAAUGUAACUUUUGUGACAACUUCAUAUUUAGUGGUAACGAAAUUGUUGAUAAUUGGCUUAUUGAAUUAAAUAAAGCAAAUAGAUAUUAUAAUCCCGCCUAUCAAAAAAAUAAAUUCGCAAGCAAUAUAUACUAG
Molecule: messenger RNA, 213 nt
Organism: Dentiscutata erythropus
Lineage: Eukaryota; Fungi; Glomeromycota; Glomeromycetes; Diversisporales; Gigasporaceae
Source: the annotation of a GenBank genome assembly